This is a messenger RNA of Leishmania braziliensis MHOM/BR/75/M2904, 1149 nucleotides long. RefSeq lists its product as hypothetical. The transcript has a single exon. Lineage: Eukaryota; Euglenozoa; Kinetoplastea; Trypanosomatida; Trypanosomatidae. Bases 1 to 1149 code for a protein of 382 amino acids. The record is from RefSeq and is a predicted model, not a curated record.
AUGCUGACCCAGUCAUCGCAGCAGCCGCCAGUGGGCGAGGCGUCGCUUCCCCGGUGCAGUCAGGGCGACGCAGGGUUUCGUGGUGCCCGUGCGGCAACGGAGUCUGUCCUUUCUCAAGUGCAGCAGCAGGACGGCGCACGCCUGGGGUUGACGUCCUCGCAGGCAACCAUCGGCGCCAGCGGAGGCGCGGCUGAGUCUCUGUCCAUGGCGCUUCAGGACUCUCUCCUACUGGACACAGUGGCCGAAUUCUGUGCCGCCCGCAGUUUGGCGUUUCGGCGGCUCUCGAGGUCCGAUCUUUGGGGCAUGCGGCACCGCGUGUCGUCAGUGGAGGCCGUACCGCACCGUCGUGUGGUGGUGCUGGCCGACCGCUACGACCCAAUCUUCGCAGUAUUCUUCGCGGUUUCACGUCAAGUGACACCGGAGCCGUUUGUAGUGUCCACGUUGCAGCUGGACGGUAAGACAGUCGAGUCCAUACCGCGUUACCGCAAGGCGGAAGCUCCUGCCACACAGGUGUUUUGUAUGGCGCCGGCACCGGUGCCAUGGCGCCGCAUCACCACAAACAUUUCGGUUUCGACACUGCGCGACGAAUUUGUCGUGGCGGUGAUUGAGCUGGACGAGACCAAGGAGACGACAUUGGCGGUGGAGGAUGGGGGCAUGGGUCCCCGCAGCGGAAUGAAACGCGGCAGCGGCGCGGUUACCAGCGCGAACGCACCGCCACGGAAGAUGCGGCGACAACGAUCCGUUAAUCUGCUAGGGGAUGACAUAGAGGAAAAAAGGGAGGUUGAGCAGGUCCUCAUGUUCGAUCCGGGUGAUAACAGCAAUGGGGAGACGGCAAUCAUCUUGAACCCAGAGGCUGACCAGCCCUCGCCGUCCUCUUUUUCUCUUGAGAAGGCACCACUCGAGCGCCGAUGGCUCGAUAGCGCCCCGCUCUUUUCCGACAGGGCCCAACUCGCUGAGCAAGCUCCCCGUGAGAUGGCGGCGGAGCUGUGGAGGCCCACGAGUGGAGCAUAUGAUCCGCUGCUGAAUCUGCCACGCUCAGAAGGAGCGGCGAGGAGGCGUAGGUCACACCGCGUGUGGUACCACCGUUUGCUGCCCAAAGACUCUAAUGACUUCAUGGCACGCAUGCAUACCUACCAGAUGGAUGAGUAG